AUGCAGCACAUGAUUCCUGCAUCUUUCACCAUGCCGCUCACCACACUCUUCGCCAGGCGUUCCGCCCAACACAUGUCCAACGGGACCACUGUCCAAGCCAGCAAUGACACUACCAUCAUGGUUCCAGCUGAACCGGUUCACCACAAGCGCAACUCCUCUGGUGGUCGCAUCGCUGCCGGCUUCCGCAAGAUAUUCUCCGGCCGCGACCAUGACAACUCUACAAGUCAGGUCUCGGUUGAUACACCAUCCAGUCAACUAUCAGAGUCGCAGCGAUCGCGCCCAUCUUCUCCGGAGACCGCAUCCACACCACCGUCGACUGCUGGCUCGUCCUCCCCAGGCUUAGCCAACAAGAAUGCCCGCACCGACUUGGAGCCCGCUGCCACUUCACCUGAGGUGAGAAGGACUACUGAGAGUCUCUGCGAGGCCCCCAUCCACGCGACCACUGGCCCUCACGAUGAUAUCGUGUCCGCCGCGCCUGCCCAAGAAUCCAAUCAUCACGACGCGAUCAUGGCCGCAUACGCAAAGGCUGAAGAGAUACUCGCAGCACGUCAUGCGACUCUCCAGACCAAGGCCGAGGAUGGCAAAGGUUUGAAGAAGCACUUGGGCCUCAAGCUCAAGAACAUUACCGCCAAAGAGGCUGCUAAGGCCAAGGAGACGCACACCGCGGGUGCUGGCCCUUCCCUCCCCCGCCCUGAACCAGCACCACGCAGCACAGAGGUUCGGCGACAACCUCAAACUGCCAGUGAUGCCAUGGCCAUGCUGGAGCGCCGUGAGCGAAUCAUGUCCAUAACAUAUGGUGCGGUAUUCUAUGGGUGUCAGGAUGCCUACGACAAGCUGGAGCGCCUCAACAACCACUUCUGUGACCGGGAUAGCGGACUCAAGCCCCUGAAUGCCGAUAUAGUCAUUGGUUUCGGCGACUACCACCUUCGUGCCAAUGACUUGGGCUUCUUUGAGCACACAUGGAUUGCCCGGUACAACUAUUUCCGGCUAUUCCAACGAAAGCUCAAUAGUCGAGAGAUUAGUAUCGACGAUUACGAGUUCCUUGUUGAGCAGCUCUUCCCCGCCGACGAUGCCCAGCUCCUGGAUCCCGAGGACUUCGACAUCUACCUCGAGCCCCUCGUAGAAGAGGGCAUUUUCGACAUGGACCAGUUCCUGCUGCUCCGAGACCUUGGUGUCUCACAAGAGGAAAUGGACCGCACCAUCCACUACACCCAUCCGGACGUUGCUCCUCGUGUGCAAGCACGUCGGAAUGCGGACAACAAGUACUUCCGGAUGCCACAGCGUGCCAUGCGGACCGGGUCUAUCGACCUUCCCGGCCAACCUAGGCGCGACGACAACCUGCACCAGUACCUCCAGCUCCUCGUCGAAGCCGCCGUCUACAAGCAGACCCACUACCGUGGGUUCUACUUUGGGAACGCCGCAGCAGAACUCGGUCGAUUCCACCAAGCAUACGCCUUGAGUGAGAAGGACAAGCUCCUGCCACCGGAGCUGACCGACUACAACCGCUCAUGGACGUACGCUGAGUCCCGGCUUCUCGAGCGCGGCCAGUUGCUUUGCAACUUGCUCAAGCAGUACCAGGCGGGCACCAUCACCGACUUUGGUGUCCUUCGGGUUGUUCGCGCAACCCUUGUCCCUCUCCCAGGACAGCCGCGGUUCGGCAGGACAUAUCUGGAGAAGAUGUUGUACGAUCGUAGCGUCGGCGCCGGUAUGGCGAUUCACCAGAUCCCAGAGAUUCUAUCUCUGAUGAGGGAGCAUGACUCGGUCAUGUCCUGCCCGACUGUGCGUCAGACUAUGAUUGCUGACAUGCAGAAUACUGCCGUGGCCUUCGAGGCAGAGGAGAAGAUUCGGUUGGCCGACAUCAAGGCUGACCGACGGACCUUCAAGAAGCAGUUGAAGAAGGAGUUGGGAGUUUGGGGACGGGUCAAGCGCAAGGCCAAGGGUGUGUUUGGCAGGAAGAAGGCGGUAGUUGAGGCAGAGGGCUUCAACCCUUUUAGCCCUGAGCAUGGGAGCUGUGUCCCAGAGGGGAAGGCCGAUGGAUCCUUCUAUGCUUGA
Molecule: messenger RNA, 2052 nt
Organism: Plenodomus lingam JN3
Lineage: Eukaryota; Fungi; Ascomycota; Dothideomycetes; Pleosporales; Leptosphaeriaceae
Source: RefSeq, a predicted model, not a curated record